Alternaria burnsii is the source of this 2943-nucleotide messenger RNA. RefSeq names its product translation initiation factor rli1. NCBI's taxonomy places the organism in Eukaryota, Fungi, Ascomycota, Dothideomycetes, Pleosporales, Pleosporaceae. Gene Ontology annotation, biological process: ribosomal subunit export from nucleus; translational termination; transmembrane transport. Gene Ontology annotation, molecular function: iron ion binding; ribosomal small subunit binding; ATP hydrolysis activity. The coding region runs from base 1 to 2943 and encodes 980 amino acids. The record is from RefSeq and is a predicted model, not a curated record. The transcript is spliced from 6 exons.
AUGUCUGACAAGCUCACCCGUAUUGCCAUUGUCAACUCGGACAAGAAAUGCCGACAAGAAUGCAAAAAGUCGUGCCCAGUUGUCCGCACGGGCAAGCUGUGUAUCGAAGUCGACUCGUCCUCCAAGAUCGCCUUCAUUUCUGAGCGCCUCUGCAUUGGAUGCGGUAUCUGCCCAAAGAAAUGCCCUUUCGACGCCAUCAACAUCAUCAACUUGCCCACCAACCUCGAGACCCAGGUCACCCAUCGAUACUCGGCCAACAGCUUCAAGCUGCACAGACUGCCUAUGCCCCGUCCGGGCCAGGUCCUUGGUCUGGUUGGAACAAACGGUAUUGGCAAGAGCACAGCGCUGAAGAUCCUCAGUGGCAAGCUUAAGCCUAAUCUUGGUCGCUACGACAACCCGCCAGACUGGGAGGAGAUCCUAAAGUACUUCCGUGGCUCUGAACUUCAGAACUACUUCACAAAGGUUCUAGAAGACAACCUCAAGGCUGUCGUCAAGCCCCAGUAUGUCGACCAACUUCCAAGGGCUAUCAAGUCGACCGACCGCUCCGUGGGCAAGCUCAUUGGAGCCCGCUCGCAGAUGGAUAACCUCGACGAGAUGAUUGACGAGCUGGAGCUGCGCCACAUUUUCGACCGCGACAUCGGACAACUGUCUGGUGGAGAGUUGCAGCGUUUCGCCAUUGCCCUCGUCUGCGUCCAGCAGGCCGACGUAUACAUGUUCGACGAGCCGUCAUCUUUCCUCGAUGUCAAGCAGCGUCUCGCAGCUGCCCGCAAGAUCCGCAGUCUGCUCCGCCCCGACGACUACGUCAUCGUCGUCGAGCACGAUCUGUCCGUGUUGGAUUAUCUCUCCGACUUCAUUUGUGUUCUUUACGGAAAGCCUGCUGUCUACGGUGUUGUCACACUGCCUGCAUCUGUCCGUGAAGGUAUCAACAUCUUCCUGGAUGGCAACAUCCCUACCGAGAACUUGCGUUUCCGUGAGGAAUCGCUGCAGUUCCGUAUCGCGGAAGCCGGCGACGAAUACAUGGUGGACCACAACCGUGGCUACAGCUAUCCCAGCAUGAAGAAGACCCUCGGAAGCUUUGAACUCAACAUCGAAAGCGGUUCCUUUACUGACUCCGAGAUCAUUGUCAUGAUGGGUGAGAACGGUACCGGAAAGACCACUUUCUGUAAGAUGCUCGCUGGUGCUCUUCAACCUGACGGCGAUAUCAAGGUUCCCAAGAUGAGCAUAAGCAUGAAGCCCCAAACCAUCACUCCCAAGUUCCAGGGUACCGUUCGCCAACUCUUCUUCAAGAAGAUCAAGGCCGCUUUCCUGAGCCCUCAGUUCCAGACUGAUGUCUACAAGCCGCUCAAGAUGGACGACUUCAUCGACCAGGAAGUGCAGAACCUCUCUGGCGGUGAAUUGCAGCGUGUCGCCAUCGUCUUGGCCCUCGGUAUCCCAGCUGAUAUCUACCUUAUCGACGAACCCAGUGCCUACCUUGACUCCGAGCAACGUAUUGUCGCGUCACGUGUCAUCAAGCGCUUCAUCAUGCACGCCAAGAAGACUGCCUUCGUCGUCGAGCACGAUUUCAUCAUGGCCACCUACCUCGCUGAUCGUGUCAUUGUCUUUGACGGUCAGCCUGCUGUCAAGGCUCGCGCUAACAAGCCUGAGUCUCUUCUCACUGGUUGCAAUACCUUCUUGAAGAAUCUGGACGUCACCUUCCGCCGUGACCCCAACUCUUUCCGUCCCCGUAUCAACAAGGACAAGUCUCAGCUCGACCAAGAGCAGAAGUUGAGCGGAAACUACUUCUUCCUUGAGGAUGAUAGCUUCCCUUUCGCUUUCGGUAUAUUUCAAGAAUACUACACCUCGAACCCACCAUUCGCCGGCUCCCGGAAUAUACCAAUCAUUGGGACUUGCGCAAUGGGCCUGAUGUACCUUACGUCGCCACUCAUCUUCAGUUUCUUCGCGUGGUAUCCUAAUCUUCGACGUCGAUGCAUAACCAUCGGACUGAUCAUCAUGUGUCUUUCCCUAGGACUUAGCUCGCUGAGCCAGACUGUUCCGCAACUGAUCGCUAGCCAGGGAGUUUUCUAUGCAAUUGGAGGUGCACUGUGCUAUAGUCCAGUGGUUGCGUUUAUGGAUGAAUGGUUCGUGAAAAGGAAGGGCUUGGCUUUCGGAAUCAUGUGGGCUGGUACUGGUAUCGGUGGCAUCAUAAUCCCACUACUAUUGCAAUAUCUCCUCGGUAGAUACGGCUUCCGCACUACCCUUCGUGUUUGGGCAGCCGUCCUUUUCGCAGCCACUAUCCCCUUGACUCUAUAUCUUAGGCCGCGCCUUCCCGUCUCGCCAGCCACCAACCACCGAAAGUUUAGCAUGACGUUCCUCCGAAACAAAUCAUUCCUCCUUUUCCAACUCGGCAACGUUCUUGAGGGCCUUGGCUACUUUAUCCCGUCUAUCUACCUCCCCACCUACGCUAGAACCCUCGGCGCAUCGAGCGCUGUGGCUGCCCUGACCCUUAUCAUGAUUAAUGUGACCGCUGUCUUUGGUUGCAUAGUUAUGGGUGGAAUCGUGGACCACUGGCAUAUCACGACAUGCAUUUUCUUGUCAACUAUUGGAUCCACACUCUCUGUUUUCCUUCUUUGGGGAUUUUCUACCAAUCUGCAUCUUCUCUUCGUCUUUUGUGCUGCAUAUGGGCUUUUUGCAGGGAGCUAUUCGACAACGUAUCCUGGCGUCAUGAAAGCGAUGAGAGACAAAGAGCAGGGUACCGACUCAAUGAUGGUAUUCGCGGUACUAGAAGCCGGUAGAGGUGUUGGAAAUGUUGCUUGUGGGCCAAUGAGUGAGGCGUUGAUUCGAAUGGGGGAGGUUGGAGGCAGGGGGCUGUAUGCUAGUGAGUAUGGGCCACUUGUGAUACUUACUGGUAUCAGCGCCGCAUUGGGGGGCGUAAGCUGCUUUGGUAGGGCUACAGGGUGGUUUUAA